UUGAUUGAUAGGUUCGUAUCUACUGAACUACGGGUUGGACACGUGGGGCUGUCAAGUGGUGAACCCCUCGCAAACGGACGCCAAAGAGUUGCGCAAACUGUUGUUGGGAUGGCUUUUCUUCAUAACGAAGUUCGUGGAGUUCGCGGACACCGUAUUCUUCAUACUCCGCAAAAAGCAGACACAGGUUUCCGCUCUUCACGUCAUACAUCACGCGUUGGUCCCAAUCCUGGUAUGGAUAGGGUUCAAGUUUCUACCAGGUGGCUCCAACGCGUUCUUCCCGUUAAUUAACUCGUUGGUGCACACAAUUAUGUACACCUAUUACGGUCUGUCGACGUUGGGUCCGGCCGUUCAGCCCUACCUCUGGUGGAAGAAGUACUUGACAAGGAUUCAGAUGAUUCAGUUCGUGUUGAUUAUCAUGAACUCCUCUCGGC
Messenger RNA from Medioppia subpectinata, 431 nucleotides. The record is from the annotation of a GenBank genome assembly. Lineage: Eukaryota; Metazoa; Arthropoda; Arachnida; Sarcoptiformes; Oppiidae.